Solea senegalensis (Senegalese sole) is the source of this 4090-nucleotide messenger RNA. RefSeq names its product linkage group 20 C6orf47 homolog (gene lg20h6orf47). Lineage: Eukaryota; Metazoa; Chordata; Actinopteri; Pleuronectiformes; Soleidae. The record is from RefSeq and is a predicted model, not a curated record. The transcript is spliced from 3 exons. Bases 758 to 1660 code for a protein of 300 amino acids.
GCGAACACCGGUAGUGAGUCCCGGGGAAACGUUUCAAGUAUCGACGGUUGUGUCGUCCUGUCCGGCUUCAGUAUCGGUAUCAUCUAUGUGCUCGUCACUCGGUUAGCUGUGAGUGGGAACCGGACUUUUUCUGUCCAUCACGGACGAUAAAACACGCCGGAGUGUUGUCAGUUUGUCAGCGGAAUUCUGGCGCUGAGGAACUUAUGCGUUCUGCGUGGCGAGUUAAAUUUGAUGCUAACAAAGAAGCUAGCUGCGGUCUGUCUGUCUGUCUGUCUGUCUGUCGGGCAGAGGAAGAACAAUUGCUAACGUCACCUAAGGUGUGAAGACCAGUGCAGUGGAGCGUGUUUGUAUGUGAAGUUAUUUUUAGUUUGCAGGUGUUGAAAGCUAGUCAGUUCUAACCUGCUCACUGGGCAUACAUAACAUCUUAAAUGUUGCAUUACUGUCAGCUUCAUGUGCUGCCAGGUCAAACCAACGACAUGUAGACGAUACAGUUGACUGUUAAGUCAUAGUGGCCGUUAGUGAGUGAUGUGAGUGGGGGUCAGCCCUUCAGCUGAACUGCUCAAACACGCCCACAGGUGUGUUCGUGGCCUGUGGACGUCAUUUUCCGUGGCUCCAAUCCAUUUGAACAAGUAUUACAACUUCACAACUGCACCAGCAGCACAUGCAUGCUUUUCCUGUUCGCUCACAGAGCUGUGCUGCCAAGUGUGAAUAGAGAAUCUUCAGGGUUUUUUUACACCCCCCAACAAGUGAGAAAAGCAUGACAGCUGUGGUAGGGAGAGCACUGGGCUGGGUGUGUUCAUGGGGGAGAGGUUCUCGGUCAAAGAAAAUUGAAGGGUUUGAAACUGAGGGCCACAAGCAAAGCUACAGCAGUCAAACCACCAGGGGGUGGACCUCUUGGCUCUGGGGAGGGUGGAGACGCCAGAAUGUCCAAAGUAGUCCGGAUGAGCAGUACUGGGAGGCCCAGGAGAGAGUUCAACCCCUGGAAGUUGAAGAGCUCUUUGCAGGGAAGCAAGACAGCGUGGCACAUACGGAACACGUUUCCAGAUGGUGGAAUAAAUAUCUCCCGACUGCUUACUUUUUGUGGCCUAGACAAACCGAUUCAAGCACACUAAGACAAAGGAAACACGAAGGCCUGAGUAGAGGUGCAUGGGAUGAUGUUGACGGGGACUUCAGAACACCACCUCCAUCUCCUGUCCCUCCUUCCUCUCCCCUGACAUCUCCUUUUCGACUCUUUGCGGACAGCUGGAAUGUGGAAAUCCUACCGGAGCACUAUGAGGUCUGCUUUAACUUCCUCCGCCAUUUGUUUGACCUGUUUGUUGUUGGCUUCCUGUGGACGGUGUCCCCUCCUACCAAGCUGAUCCUGGAGGUGUUAGGGGUCCAGGGAGCACUGCGGCUGUGGAUUCAUGGCAUGGCCAUGUUUUUUGUCUCCACGGUUGGGAUGGCAGGAUUACUCUGGGUGAUCCAGGAGUAUCUCCCUCAGUUUGCGCUCAUCUAUGGCAUCAUACAGGCAGUGGUGAUCUCUGUCAGUGUGCGACAGAGUGUGCUGAUGGAUGUGGAAGAAGAAAAUGUUGAAACAGAUGAGGGACAGGAGACCGAUGAAAUGAUUGAUAGCUUGGCGCUAAAAGAAAAUUCUGCUAUGGACAAGGUGAAGACAAGUUAAACUGAUGAUGCUGACAAGUUCACUGUCUGAUGAGCCGCACCAGAGCUGUGACCACACAGAGACUGACUCGACAUUGUUGUAUUGCACAUUGACUACAAACUCACAGAAGUUGUACUUAUGUCACUUUAUGUUCACCUCAAAUCUGCAAAGUUUGUCUAUAUGUGAUCAAUGUGUCACAUCCACAUGGACAAUUACAGCUAUACACAGUUUAGCAUUAGAGCGUAUACUGCUGUGAUAAUCAUAGUUAGACCUAAUGAGGUUGAUGAAUGUUGAAUGAAACAUUUGUUAAUCUUUAAAAAGAAAGACAAUAAUCCACAGUAUUAGGGGAAAAACUGCUUUUUAUCAUGUUUGCGUAUUACUGCGCUGACCGUUGCCUACCUUGUUUUGAAUAUGUGAUGCAUUCUGGGUGAAAAGAAUGAUCACAGCCUGUGUUUAGCAUCAUAACCAGGAGAGAAAAGCAAACCCUUACAAGUUUGUAAGGCAAGAAAUGUUCCCGUUCUCUUAAACCUUUAAUAUACCAUUGCGACACAAGUCACAAAACGAAUAACAAGCACAGAUUAAGACUUAAAAUACAACGUUCCUGCCUUUUCUGUAACACAGCACAUUUUUAAGAGGUGUUUGAUACAUGAAUCAGCUUAAUUUGUAGUGCAGUUAUUUAAUGCAUCUUUAAGUCAAUGGCUUUACAAAGAAGACAGCAAUGAUGGAAAUGACUGUUGUACACUCCAGCAAACAAGGGAAGUGCUCCCACUUAGACUGAGAUCUGAUAGUUUCUCCAUUUAAACUCCCAUGUUCACUUCCUGUGGCCUAAACUGAAGUUAAUCUGAAGUUUCCAUUAUAUCUAGCUCUGAAGCUUUAAGAUUUUGUGUUUGGCCACCACCUUUUGUUCUUUAAAGGUACAGUUACAUUCUCACCUGCCCUGCAAAUAUUCCUCGCAGCUUUUAGUUAACGUGAUGCGCGUAUGUCAGACUCAUUUAAGCAUGUACCUUUCGCUUUGCUUCCCGCUGUGCUUUUCUUAAAUCUCGACCUGUGAAUUGCUGCAGUUGCCUCUGCCAGGAACUCUUGACACUAAUUCUCGCAUUGUGUCAUCACAUAGUUAUGCGCAAAUGUGGACUGCCUCUGAUACUCGUGCUACUUGGUAUUUAUGUAGGAACUGCAUCCAACUUGUGACAACACGUUCCUCUCCUCGUCUGUUUUUUGUUUUUGUUCUUUAGUUGUUGAAUGGAGACGCUGAUGUGAACAGAUCUUAAUGCGAACAAAUUCAAAUCUGGAAUUGGCAUCUAAAACACCUUUUUAUCUUGUUUCUCUGAAACCCUUUUCAUGUCCUGAUAGCCAUUGGUAAAUAACGUUGUCGUUGAGACCUUUACAGUGGCUGCUUGUGUAUCUGUUGCUAGGUGACUCCGAUGUGACGAUGUAGUCACUGUCAACAAGGCCGUCUGUUGCUUCCUUUUCACUGCAAACUUUUCCAGGCUCCAAAAAAGACUUGUCUCGUAAAAUCAACACCUGCUUUGGUCUAUGAUAUCUCAAGACUAUGUUUAUCUCACCAAGCCUUUUCCGACUGGAAACUUAAGUCUGUAAUCUGGUCACUCUCCAUAGAGAGAAUUUUUAGCGCACAGAAACACAGGAGCUGCCAAUCUGCUUCUGGUGCAGAAUCAACAACUGAGGUGCCGUGAUUGUAAGAUUGCUGAUUUUCUCAGUGGACUUUGGUGUAGGGAGAGUGAAAGUGUCCCAAACUUGUGAGAAAAUGUUUUCUUAACUGCAAGAAAAAGUGUUAAAUAUGUUCUUAAGGUGUCCUAGACUCUUGCUGGGAAAAGACAGCAAAACAUCUGGAGUCUGUUGUGGCAACAAAACUGAAAUAACAACUCGGUUUAUUGAUGCUAUCUGGACAUGAAGAGGAUUUUUAACAAAUGAGAAGAAAGCGUUUUUAGAAACAAAUGACACACUCGGUCGAGCAUUAAGAGAUGAGAAGAGAAAGCUGCAACCGCCACUCCUGAGCUGCAGAUUCACACAUCUGCCGCACACGGCGAUACUAAAGUUAAGCCAUAAAAUCUCCUUUAACGCAGCGUUAAAACCUCACAAUUUGAGCGUUUGGAAUAAAAUGUGUGCCUUUUGGAAUGGAACGACUAAAAAGGAUCGAACAGUUCACUGGAGGAAGAAAGUGUCGGCAGCGCUCGGGUGUGUUGGGUUUGCUCUUUGUUCCACAAUGUUCAUUUCACAGGACUUAGAGUGACACUCCCGUGUGCCCUGUGGAGAAAGACAAAAAAGCACAUGAUCACAUCACACUAAAGUUCCUCUAAACACGUAACGUCUCCCACACAUGACACUUUAUAUCGUCGUAGGAGCGACGACACUAACCCGUGUAGAGAUUUUAAUGCAAUACCAGCAGCACAUGUUCCAUGUGUUCAUUUCUAUUAAACACUUGUAUGAAUUAGC